Messenger RNA from Thlaspi arvense, 1175 nucleotides. Lineage: Eukaryota; Viridiplantae; Streptophyta; Magnoliopsida; Brassicales; Brassicaceae. The record is from the annotation of a GenBank genome assembly.
GAGAAAUAUUCUCCUCAUCAUCAAGUGUUCUCCAACCUAUAUAUAGAGUUGCACAAAGAUCAACAACUAAUAUCACAACAAACAGAGAAGAAAGAAGACGAAGGAAGACAGGAGUUGAAGGUUAGAACGAUGGACGUUUUUGUUGAUGGUGAAUUGGAGUCUCUCCUGGGGAUGUUCAACUUUGAUCAGUGUUCAUCAUCUAAGGAGGAGAGACCACGAGAUGAGAUGCUUGGCCUCUCUAGCCUCUACAAUGAUCAUCUUCAUCAUCAUCAGAACAAUGUCUUGUCGUCUUCUGAUCAUCAUGCUCUGUUGAUUCCUGAUAUGUUCCCAUUUGGUGCAAUGCCGGGAGGGAAUCUUCCAACAAUGCUUGAUUCUAAUUGGGAUCAAAAUCACCUCCAAGAAACGCCAACUCUUAAGAGGAAACUACUUAACGUAGAGAAUCUACACAAUACUAACUCUAACUGUGACGUCACAAGACAAGAGCUUGUCAAAGCCAAGAAAAAGCAGAGGGUAAGCCCGGAAAGCAAUACAGUCGACGAAAGCAACACUAAUUGGAGAGAUGGCCAGAGCCUAAGCAACAGUUCAGAUGAUGAGAAAGCUUCGGUCACAAGUGUUAAAGGCAAGACAAGAGCCACCAAAGGGACAGCUACUGAUCCUCAAAGCCUUUAUGCUCGGAAACGAAGAGAGAAGAUUAACGAAAGGCUCAAGACACUGCAAAACCUUGUACCGAACGGGACAAAAGUGGAUAUAAGCACGAUGCUUGAAGAAGCAGUCCACUACGUGAAGUUCUUGCAGCUUCAAAUCAAGUUGUUGAGCUCGGAUGAUCUAUGGAUGUACGCACCAUUGGCUUACAACGGACUCGACAUGGGAUUCCAUCACAACCUAUUGUCUCGGCUUAUGUGAAGGACUUAACAAGUUGCAAUGUCAUUGUAAAGAAACCGAUUUAGAACAUAUGAAUCCCUUUAAGUUGGGCCCUACCAAAGAGGUCUACUUUCGGAACGUUCUAUUUUCUCUUGAUGUUCAUUCUGGAUUUAUUUGUUAUUCUAUAACUUCUUUUUGUCUUUUUCUUCAUCAUGGUUCUAAGAACUUCUGGUACUUUUUUUUAAUGUAAUUAGUUAUAUGAUUACAAUAUAUAAAGUCAACUCAGACUAAUAAAGUAACACAGUCUUUCCUCA